Molecule: messenger RNA, 579 nt
Organism: Fraxinus pennsylvanica
Lineage: Eukaryota; Viridiplantae; Streptophyta; Magnoliopsida; Lamiales; Oleaceae
Source: the annotation of a GenBank genome assembly
AUGGCUUCGAAAAGUACUGCAGUUACCUCCAAAAUCUUGAAAAAUGCCUUAUUCUUCUCACUCAUCAUCUCUGUAAUUUCUUACGAGUUUGAAGUUGGGGAAGAGACAGGUUGGGCUACACCAACUGGAAAUGAGCCUGAGACCUACAAUGAGUGGGCUGCUAGAAACAGAUUCCGCAUUGGAGAUACUCUUUAUUUCAAGUACCAAAAGGACUCGGUUCUGGUGGUGAAUUCUGAGGAUUACUUAAACUGCAACACAUCAAAUCCUAUCACCAAAUUCCACGAUGGAAACACGAUUUUCCAAUUUGACCGCUCGGGGUUCUUUUAUUUCAUAAGUGGCCAGUCUGGGCACUGCAAAUCUGGCCAAAGGCUUAUUGUUCGUGUAAUGCACCCUUCUGAAGUUGAGUCGCCGGAGUCCGCUCCUUCACCGGCGCCGGCUCCACGAUCAAGCGGAGAUGAUAGUUGGGAUUCAGACGAUUGGGGCCCGCCGGGAAUCAGUUCAACCACCAAGCUCGCUGUAGCUUCUUAUUAUAUGACUUCUUUUGCAGGCAUAUUAUUUGUUCUAUAUCAGUCAUUCUAG